Oncorhynchus keta (chum salmon) is the source of this 8716-nucleotide messenger RNA. RefSeq names its product macrophage mannose receptor 1-like. The transcript is spliced from 10 exons. Lineage: Eukaryota; Metazoa; Chordata; Actinopteri; Salmoniformes; Salmonidae. The record is from RefSeq and is a predicted model, not a curated record. The coding region runs from base 2255 to 3403 and encodes 382 amino acids.
ACAUCAUGAAGAUAAGGAGUAAGUGAAGGAGGAGGGGUUAAGUGACAUGUAUAACACACCUGUCUCAGAGAAGACAGAGCUACUCAGAGGGAGAGGGACAGCUGACAACAACCACGACAAACAACACCAUCAACAGCAGGUAACAGAGUCCUUCAACAACACCAUCAACAGCAGGUAACAGAGUCCUUCAACAACACCAUCAACAGCAGGUAACAGAGUCCUUCAACAACACCAUCAACAGCAGGUAACAGAGUCCUUCAACAACACCAUCAACAGCAGGUAACAGAGUCCUUCAACAACACCAUCAACAGCAGGUAACAGAGUGAUUCAACAACACCAUCAACAGCAGGUAACAGAGUCCUUCAACAACACCAUCAACAGCAGGUAACAGAGUGAUUCAACAACACCAUCAACAUCAGGUAACAGAGUCCUUCAACAACACCAUCAACAUCAGGUAACAGAGUGAUUCAACAACACCAUCAACAGCAGGUAACAGAGUGAUUCAACAACACCAUCAACAGCAGGUAACAGAGUCCUUCAACAACACCAUCAACAUCAGGUAACAGAGUGAUUCAACAACACCAUCAACAGCAGGUAACAGAGUCCUUCAACAACACCAUCAACAUCAGGUAACAGAGUCCUUCAACAACACCAUCAACAGCAGGUAACAGAGUCCUUCAACAACACCAUCAACAGCAGGUAACAGAGUCCUUCAACAACACCAUCAACAUCAGGUAACAGAGUGAUUCAACAACACCAUCAACAUCAGGUAACAGAGUCCUUCAACAACACCAUCAACAUCAGGUAACAGAGUGAUUCAACAACACCAUCAACAGCAGGUAACAGAGUGAUUCAACAACACCAUCAACAGCAGGUAACAGAGUCCUUCAACAACACCAUCAACAUCAGGUAACAGAGUGAUUCAACAACACCAUCAACAGCAGGUAACAGAGUGAUUCAACAACACCAUCAACAUCAGGUAACAGAGUCCUUCAACAACACCAUCAACAGCAGGUAACAGAGUCCUUCAACAACACCAUCAACAGCAGGUAACAGAGUCCUUCAACAACACCAUCAACAGCAGGUAACAGAGUCCUUCAACAACACCAUCAACAUCAGGUAACAGAGUCCUUCAACAACACCAUCAACAUCAGGUAACAGAGUGAUUCAACAACACCAUCAACAGCAGGUAACAGAGUCCUUCAACAACACCAUCAACAUCAGGUAACAGAGUGAUUCAACAACACCAUCAACAUCAGGUAACAGAGUGAUUCAACAACACCAUCAACAUCAGGUAACAGAGUCCUUCAACAACACCAUCAACAUCAGGUAACAGAGUCCUUCAACAACACCAUCAACAUCAGGUAACAGAGUCCUUCAACAACACCAUCAACAGCAGGUAACAGAGUGAUUCAACAACACCAUCAACAGCAGGUAACAGAGUCCUUCAACAACACCAUCAACAUCAGGUAACAGAGUGAUUCAACAACACCAUCAACAGCAGGUAACAGAGUCCUUCAACAACACCAUCAACAGCAGGUAACAGAGUCCUUCAACAACACCAUCAACAGCAGGUAACAGAGUCCUUCAACAACACCAUCAACAGCAGGUAACAGAGUCCUUCAACAACACCAUCAACAGCAGGUAACAGAGUGAUUCAACAACACCAUCAACAUCAGGUAACAGAGUCCUUCAACAACACCAUCAACAUCAGGUAACAGAGUCCUUCAACAACACCAUCAACAGCAGGUAACAGAGUCCUUCAACAACACCAUCAACAUCAGGUAACAGAGUCCUUCAACAACACCAUCAACAGCAGGUAACAGAGUCCUUCAACAACACCAUCAACAGCAGGUAACAGAGUCCUUCAACAACACCAUCAACAGCAGGUAACAGAGUGAUUCAACAACACCAUCAACAGCAGGUAACAGAGUCCUCUGUGUUUACUUCAACAGAGUGAGAUUAUAUAUCAUAAAUAUAUAUUGUAUAUUAUAUUAUGUCUAUAUAUCUUUCUAAUAAAUGUUUACUGUAAAUGUGUAUAAAGCAAUUAUUCAGGAGAACAAUUAUGUUUUAAGUGAAAUGGAAACACAAAAUGUAAUUUUAAACGAUGGUGAAUUCCCCCCCAACUGGUUAUUUCAGAUAUGAAAACUGAGUAUAUUUGAUCUCUCUAAACAGCAGAUGUGGCCAACUUUAGGUUAAUAGCCUUGUUGUGGAUUGUGUGAAUCCAAUAGGUUUUCCUCUCCAAUCUCCAGGGAUGGACCAAUCUCUGUUCCUCAUCCUGUUGUUCUCAGGGCUGUCCAUCCUCCCCUCAUCCCUCCCUCAUCAGUUCCACUUUGUGAACUUGAUAAAGACCUGGACUGAAGCUCAGAGUUUCUGCAGACAGAACUACACUGACCUGGUCACCAUAGAUGACGACAUGGCAGAUAUGAAGAAGCUCAAUAACACAGUAUCAGCAGCUGGUUGGAUAGAAUCAGCCUGGAUAGGACUAUACAACAUCAUGGACAUCUGGAGGUGGUCUCUGGGAAACAGAGAGUUAGAGGUGGAGGGGUUUUGGGCCCAAGGACAAACAAAUAUUGAUCCCAACAGCAAAGAUGUAUGUGUGUGUAUGAUGCAAAAUGGGUCUUGGUUUAAUAACAACUGUAACACGACUUGGAAUUUCGUCUGCUAUGACAAAAAUGCGACCAAUAAGUACAUUCACAUCAAUGAAUCUAAGACUUGGAGUGAUGCUCAGAGCUACUGUCGGGAGAAACACACAGACCUGGCCAGUGUGAGGAACACAACAGAGAUGCAGGCCAUAAAGACUAUCACACUAACACAUGACAACAAUCCAACAUACAGAGCGUGGAUUGGCCUGCAUAAACCUCUUGGUGUCUGGAGGUGGUCCGACCAGAGUGGCUCCUCCUACAGAAACUGGGAUUCAAACGAGCCGAAUGGGGCAGGUAUGGGAAAGGAAGGAUAUUUCUGUGGAGAAGUAAAAUUGUCUGGAAAAUGGAACGAUAAAGGAUGUACUCACGAACAACCCUUUAUUUGCUACGAUGAUGAACUGGUCCUGGUCUCAGAGAACAAGACGUGGUCAGAAGCCCUGUGGCACUGCAGACAACUGGACAUGGAGCUGGUGUCUGCCCACAACCAGAACAUCCAGCACUGGGUUCAACAGAGAGCCAAGAAGGCCUCCACUCCCUUCGUCUGGCUGGGCCUGAGGUACACCUGCACCCUGGACAUCUGGUUCUGGGUGAAUGGAGAAGAGUCCUGCUACCACAACUGGGCUGUCGGGGAGGGCUACAACACCAUUAAGGAGCAGUGUGAGAACACAGGGGCCAUACAGAGAGACGGGGGACAGUGGGUCGGCAAGUCUGAGACUGAGAGAUUCAACUUCAUCUGCAGCAACAGUACUGAUUACUAGGACCAGAGCCUGUUCUCUGGACCAGCUGAACCGUACAGUCCAACACAUUGUUCCAUAAACUGCUCUGUAGAACAGCUAAACCCAACAGCCCAGCACAUUGUUCCAGACCAAUCUCUGUAGACCAGCUGAACCCAACAGCUCAACACAUUGUUACAGAUCCUGCUCUGUAGACCAGCUAAACCCAACAGCCCAGCACAUUGUUCCAGACCAAUCUCUGUAGACCAGCUGAACCCAACAGCUCAACACAUUGUUACAGAUCCUGCUCUGUAGACCAGCUGAACCCUACAGUUCAGAAUGUUCCAGACCCUGCUCUGUAGACCAGCUGAACCCUACAGCCCAACACAUUGUUCCAGACCCUGCUCAGUAGACCAGCUGAACACUACAGCCCAAUACAUUGUUCCAGACCCUGCUCUGUAGACCAGCAGAACCCUACAGCCCAACCCAUUGUUCCAGACCCUGCUCUGUAGACCAGCUGAACCCUACAGCCCAACCCAUUGUUCCAGACCCUGCUCUGUAGACCAGCUGAACCCUACAGUCCAGAAUGUUCCAAACCCUGCUCUGUAGACCAGCUGAACCCUACAGCCCAACCCAUUGUUCCAGACCCUGCUCUGUAGACCAGCUAUACCCUACAGCCCAACCCAUUGUUCCAGACCCUGCUCUGUAGACCAGCUGAACCCUACAGCCCAACACAUUGUUCCAGACCCUGCUCUGUAGACCAGCUGAACCCUACAGCCCAACACAUUGUUCCAGACCCUGCUCUGUAGACCAGCUGAACCCUACAGCCCAACACAUUGUUCCAGACCCUGCUCUGUAGACCAGCUGAACCCUACAGCCCAACACAUUGUUCCAGACCCUGCUCUGUAGACCAGCUGAACCCUACAGCCCAACACAUUGUUCCAUACCCUGCUCUGUAGACCAGCUGAACCCUACAGUCCAACACAUUGUUCCAGACCCUGCUCUGUAGACCAGCUGAACCCUACAGCCCAACACAUUGUUCCAGACCCUGCUCUGUAGACCAGCUGAACCCUACAGCCCAAUACAUUGUUCCAGACCCUGCUCUGUAGACCAGCUGAACCCUACAGGCCAGAAUGUUCCAGAUGUACUCAGAUGUACAUCAUACAAGGUGACGGAUACUCAUUAUUUUAAAUAAAUAUUUGUAUUUGUUUACAGUGAGCUCCAAAAAGUAUUGGGACAGUAACAAAUGUUUAGUAGUUUUGGCUCUGUACUCCAACAUUUUCAUUGCAUGUUAGGAAUAUUGGACCAAAUAUUUAGCUUUUGACUAUUUUAGUACAUAUUGAAGUGAAUUUCUCCCAAUACUUUUGGUCCACUAAAAUGGGGACUAUGUUCAAAAAGUGCUGUCAUUUCUAAACGAUUAACCCGAUAUGGAUGAAAUUACUGACUGUCUGGACUUUAACCUCAUACUCAUUGUAUUAUUAAAGAUCCAAAAUGCUGGAGUACAGAGCCAGAAAAACAAACAUAGUGUCACUGCCCCGAUACUGUUGGCGCUCAAAGGAAAUAAAUCAUAGAGCUACAUAGAGCUCACUGGAACUAAAACAUAGAGCUAUAUAGAGCUCACUGGAACUAAAACAUAGAGCUAUUUAGAGCUCACUGGAAAUAAAUCAUAGAGCUACAUAGAGCUCAAAGGAAAUAAAACAUAGAGCUAUAUAGAGCUCACUGGAAAUAAAUCAUAGAGCUAUUUAGAGCUCACUGGAAAUAAAACAUAGAGCUACAUAGAGCUCACUGGAAAUAAAACAUAGAGCUACAUAGAGCUCACUGGAAAUAAAACAUAGAGCUAUUUAGAGCUCACUGGAAAUAAAACAUAGAGCUAUUUAGAGCUCACUGGAAAUAAAUCAUAGAGCUACAUAGAGCUCAAAGGAAAUAAAACAUAGAGCUAUAUAGAGCUCACUGGAAAUAAAUCAUAGAGCUAUUUAGAACUCACUGGAAAUAAAUCAUAGAGCUACAUAGAGCUCAAAGGAAAUAAAACAUAGAGCUAUUUAGAGCUCACUGGAAAUAAAUCAUAGAGCUACAUAGAGCUCAAAGGAAAUAAAACAUAGAGCUAUAUAGAGCUCACUGGAAAUAAAACAUAGAGCUAUUUAGAGCUCACUGGAAAUAAAACAUAGAGCUAUAUAGAGCUCACUGGAAAUAAAACAUAGAGCUAUAUAGAGCUCACUGGAAAUAAAACAUAGAGCUAUUUAGAGCUCACUGGAAAUAAAUCAUAGAGCUACAUAGAGCUCAAAGGAAAUAAAACAUAGAGCUAUAUAGAGCUCACUGGAAAUAAAACAUAGAGCUAUAUAGAGCUCACUGGAAAUAAAACAUAGAGCUAUUUAGAGCUCACUGGAAAUAAAACAUAGAGCUAUAUAGAGCUCACUGGAAAUAAAACAGAGCUAUUUAGAGCUCACUGGAAAUAAAACAUAGAGCUAUAUAGAGCUCACUGGAAAUAAAACAUAGAGCUAUUUAGAGCUCACUGGAAAUAAAACAUAGAGCUAUGUAGAGCUCACUGGAAAUAAAACAUAGAGCUAUUUAGAGCUCACUGGAAAUAAAACAUAGAGCUAUUUAGAACUCACUGGAAAUAAAACAUAGAACUCACUGGAAAUAAAACAUAGAGCUACAUAGAACUCACUGGAAAUAAAACAUAGAACUCACUGGAAAUAAAACAUAGAGCUAUUUAGAACUCACUGGAAAUAAAACAUAGAACUCACUGGAAAUAAAACAUAAAGCUACAUAUAACUCACUGGAAAUAAAACAUAGAACUCACUGGAAAUAAAACAUAGAGCUACAUAGAGCUCACUGGAAAUAAAACAUAGAGCUAUUUAGAACUCACUGGAAAUAAAACAUAGAACUCACUGGAAAUAAAACAUAGAGCUACAUAGAACUCACUGGAAAUAAAACAUAGAACUCACUGGAAAUAAAACAUAGAGCUAUAUAGAACUCACUGGAAAUAAAACAUAGAGCUCACUGGAAAUAAAACAUAGAGCUAUUUAGAGCUCACUGGAAAUAAAACAUAGAGCUAUGUAGAGCUCACUGGAAAUAAAACAUAGAGCUAUUUAGAGCUCACUGGAAAUAAAACAUAGAGCUAUUUACAGCUCACUGGAAAUAAAACAUAGAGCUAUUUAGAACUCACUGGAAAUAAAACAUAGAACUCACUGGAAAUAAAACAUAGAACUCACUGGAAAUAAAACAUAGAGCUACAUAGAGCUCACUGGAAAUAAAACAUAGAGCUACAUAGAACUCACUGGAAAUAAAACAUAGAGCUACAUAGAGCUCACUGGAAAUAAAACAUAGAACUCACUGGAAAUAAAACAUAGAGCUACAUAGAGCUCACUGGAAAUAAAACAUAGAGCUACAUAGAACUCACUGGAAAUAAAACAUAGAGCUACAUAGAGCUCUCUGGAAAUAAAACAUAGAGCUACAUAGAGCUCUCUGGAUAUAAAACAUAGAACUCACUGGAAAUAAAACAUAGAGCUACAUAGAGUUACAUAGAACUCUCUGGAUAUAAAACAUAGAGCUACAUAGAGUUACAUAGAACUCACUGGAAAUAAAACAUAGAGCUACAUAGAGCUCACUGGAAAUAAAACAUAGAGCUACAUAGAGCUCACUGGAAAUAAAACAUAGAGCUACAUAGAACUCACUUGAAAUAAAACAUGGAGCUACAUAGAGCUCACUGGAAAUAAAACAUAGAACUACAUAGAGCUCACUGGAAAUAAAACAGAGCUACAUAGAGCUCACUGGAAAUAAAACAUAGAGCUACAUAGAGCUCUCUGGAAAUAAAACAGAGCUACAUAGAACUCACUGGAUAUAAAACAUAGAGCUGUAUCCCACCACACUGUUGUUGGUUCCAUAUUUACUAUACUUGUUGAUGUUAAUGAAUGUUAAAGGGGAAAUUUUAGUUGUUCUAAACAUUCAGUUGAUUUAGUUAUUUUCUAUUACAACUUGCUGUUACUGUUUCCAGAGUCUAUUUCACUUAUUCAUUAUUCAUUAUUUUAUCUCGACCGUUAAUUAUAUUCCAUUACAGAAAUGUUUUAAGAUCUUUUGAGUGAUUUAAGUUGUGUUAAAUAUAUUGUACACAUGUUAUUUCUCUAUGAUACUAGUGUGUAACAUUUAAAUGACAGUAUCUGUUCUGGUGCUGGUGGUGGUCUUCAUGUAAAGGGGCAAUCUGUGAUCUGGAAUUCCAUUUUAGGAUUUAAAAUAAUGUACCCAUUGAUUCUUGAAGAUUAUAACUUAUAAAUGCCUCAUGAUUUUAGUUCAACUGUCAUUUCCCAUCAGAACCCAAAAUGUUAACUUUUUUUAAUCCAGUGUUUGUAAACAAUGUAAUUGUAAACAAACACGGUUUAGUCUCAAAAACAUAGUAUAAACUAUAAUGUUGAUAUCAGAGAUAGUCAUCCUGUAUAGUCUCAGAAUCAUAGUAUAAACUAUAAUGUUGAUAUCAUGGAUGGUCAUCCUGUAUAGUCUCAGAAACAUAGUUUAAACUAUAAUGUUGAUAUCAGAGAUAGUCAUCCUGUAUAGUCUCAGAAUCGUAGUAUAAACUAUAAUGUUGAUAACAUAGAUGGUCAUCCUGUAUAGUCUCGGAAACAUAGUUUAAACUAUAAUGUUGAUAUCAUGGUUAGUCAUCCUGUAUAGUCUCAGAAACAUAGUUUAAACUAUAAUGUUGAUAUCAUAGAUGGUCAUCCUGUUUAGUCUCAGAAACAUAGUAUAAACUAUAAUGUUGAUAUCAUAGAUGGUCAUCCUGUAUAGUCUCAGAAACAUAGUUUAAACUAUAAUGUUGAUAUCAUAGAUGGUCAUCCUGUAUAGUCUCAGAAACAUAGUUUAAACUAUAAUGUUGAUAUCAUGGAUGGUCAUCCUGUAUAGUCUCAGAAACAUAGUUUAAACUAUAAUGUUGAUAUGAUGGAUGGUCAUCCUGUAUAGUCUCAGAAACAUAGUUUAGACUAUAAUGUUGAUAUGAUGGUUAGUCAUCCUGUAUAGUCUCAGAAACAUAGUUUAAACUAUAAUGUUGAUAUCAUGGUUAGUCAUCCUGUAUAGUCUCAGAAACAUAGUUUAAACUAUAAUGUUGAUAUCAUGGUUAGUCAUCCUGUAUAGUCUCAGAAACAUUCUUUAAACUAUAAUGUUGACAUCUGUCUGUCCUUUUAUAUGUUGUUAUGUCUGUUAAUUGGAGAGUGGUUACAUUUCUGUAGCCCCAUCCUAAAGAUUUUCCCAAAAACAGUGGUGGGGUUUACACUUUGUUAUUGGUUGAACUGCAGAUUUCCCCUUUAACUAUUUGACUAUGGUACAUCCAUCCUUUACACUGUACAAAAAAAAUCAAUAAAGUUAUGAAAAGAC